GGAAAUCUCCGCCAAGCUCUCGGCAUAACAACAUUCCAAACCGCGUUCGUCUACCUACCCAGUUGGAACAACUUUGAAAAGUUAUUCUGUCGGAGAUCGUUCCAGAAGACAGACGUACGCGCGCGGUUCUCACGUCACAAUGUUUUUGUUAUUGUUAUUCACCUUUUCCUGGGGUGUCUCGAUUUCGGAGCCCCUAAUGCGCACUUGUGAGCCGAUACGAGUGGAAAUGUGUAUGAUGUGGUACAACAUGACGGGCAUGCCUAACUUAGGCGGUAAUGACAUUCAAAAAGAAGCCGAUCUCCAGUUGCAGUCGUUCUCUCCUCUGAUCCAGUACGGCUGCAGCCAGAAUUUGAAGCUGUUCCUAUGUUCCGUCUACGUGCCCAUGUGUACAGAACAAGUGACGAAUCCAAUCGGGCCUUGUAGAGGGCUCUGCGAGGGUGUUAGAUCGAGAUGUUUCCCCGUUCUGCAGGGGUUCGGUUUCACGUGGCCAGAUGCCCUGAACUGCUCCAGAUUUCCCGAAACUAAUAAUCAGGAACACAUGUGCAUCGAAGGGCCUAAAGAUGAAAUUGAUAUUAGGGCUCCUGUCGAUCCAGCCGUGCAGAAAUUUGAUUGCGACCCUCGACAUAUGAAGGACGGAGAGAGGUGUUUGAAUGGCUGUCACUCAAAUGUCCUUUUCGACGAAUCUGAAAAGAAAUUUGCAGAGGUAUGGGUCACCGUUUGGGCUCUAAUCUGUCUCGUCAUGAGCUUGGGUUCAGUGUUGACCAUGCUCAUAGGAGGUGGUCGUGUGAAAGCCCGUCCUCUGAUCAGCCUUGCUUUUUGCUACGUCUUGGUCAGCAUAGGCUGGGCGUUGAGGAUGUUUGCAGGAAGAACGUCGAGUUCAUGUCACAAAUCACCUGAAGAUGGAUUGUCGAAUGUCAACUGCGCCUUUGUGUUCCUGCUUUUGUACUAUUUUGGAAUGGCUGCUAAUGCGAACCUGCUACAUCGGAAACAAGAAUUCGACCACCCUACUGACCCUAGUGCUAGUACCGUACUUCUUCUACUUCGCUAGCGGCACCAUUCUCCUCUUCUUGGGCUGUGGUUACGUCAUGAAGAAACCCCGACCUCUAGCGGCUGCUCCUUUAACCAACGCGGCUCCGCGGAAGGAAAGCGAUUUUCUAGGGGCGAUUUGCACUCUGUACGCCAUUCCUACGUUUUGCGUAAUGUCAAGCAUAUACUACGAAUACAACAACAAGGACCAGUGGCUUGCAGGUGAAAGAAAACCGGCAUUGUGGGCUUUCUUGCUCAAAUACUUCAUGGUCUUGUUCAUCGGAGUGAGCAGCGUCUUCUGGAUUUGGUCGAUGAAGAGCGUGACUGCAUGGCGAGCGGUUCUGAGAAGAUUGGGACCCAGGAAGCAGGCCCCUCUGAAAGUACAAACCAUGCCGCAAGUAAUGAGAUACAUGCCGGCGCAGACUAUAUCUACCAGCUUGAGUACCACCUCCAAGCACUCGUCGAGGUCGCAUCCCCAUAGAAAACAACCUCGAUUGCAUCACAUGAGGUCGGGCAGUGAAACAGUCAUUUAAGGAACUCAAUUAUGGAUGAGUUUGUGAUAGGUUUCGUUUAUUUUUGUAAAAAAUAACACCGAAGUCUACAGACGCAGAUAUAUAUGCAGGGGGUCAGAAUUAGACCGACGGAUUCUGAUGGAAAAUUUAUCUACAAGACUUCUUGUCUGAGAAGUCAAAGAAUAGAGUCACAAUUGAUUGCAUAGCUUGUACAAAGCAAUAAUAUAAUUCCUGAAUCAUUUUUUCCACUAGUUACAAAUCCCAUCCAAAUAAAAUUUAACGUAGUAGCUUAAAUUUGCUGUUGAAAAUAAUUUUAGUGACAAAGUUGAACAGCCACGAUAGCCCAUAGCCUGAUUUUGGUUUAUUGGUUCCCCAUUCGGGUUAUCACCACCAUCUCACCAUCACAUUACUCGAAUAUAUUAUUUAAUGGUCCAUUACAAUCCACAUCUCUACUAUAAUCCAUUGUAUACUUUUUAAUGCAAACAAUAUGUCUUGAUUCAGUUAGUCAGCCAUUCACGUUCGAGUUUUUCAGGUCAUAUAUGAGGUCUGUUCAAAAAAUAAAAUGAAUUUUCAUUUUUCUCAAAAAUAUUCUUGUAAGCGGCGCUUAAUUUCAAGAUAAUACUCCUUUUUGACCGUAUGACCAUACGACAUAAACUCCCGAAGAUAAUUAGGAAUUAAAUUCGCUGGCACACGCUACAUGUCCAAAUUUUAUGCUGACAUCCUCAGUAACUUCUCUCAUAGUGAUUCAACGAUUCUCCAAACAAUUUUUUCACUUUCUCAACACUUCCAUCGGUUGUUGAAAUGCUGGGGCUUCUAGAGAGAGCGUCGCAAUUCACAUCUUCUUCUUGACCUUCCAUACAAAGCUUGUAUCAUUUGUAAACGGGAAUGAAAAGAAGUCAUUCGGUGCCAAGUCAGGACUGUACGGCGGAUGACUCAUCAAAUCGAUGUUUUGGGUGCUCAAAAAUGCAGUUGUUUGAGCCGAUGUGUGAGAGCUCGCAUUGUCGUGGUGAAGAGUGAUCCGUCUUCGGCGGUUUGUUUUCCUGAUUUCUUAGAAGACAACUGGCAAACAAAUGGUUGGUGUACCACUUAGAAUUGACUCUUCUGCGUUGUUCUAGUGGUACGGUUGCGACAUGUCCAGUUUUUCCGAAAAAACAGGCGACCAUUUGCUUGGAAUUGGUUCGUGCGCCAACAACUUUCGUUGGAUUUGUCUCGUAUAGAAACACCCAUAGUCGACUGCUGUUUACUUUCGGGCUCAUAUGCGUUAAUCCACGAUUCAUCACCUAUCACGAUGUCAUAGACUUGU
This is a messenger RNA of Leptinotarsa decemlineata (Colorado potato beetle), 2841 nucleotides long. RefSeq names its product frizzled-4. The record is from RefSeq and is a predicted model, not a curated record. NCBI's taxonomy places the organism in Eukaryota, Metazoa, Arthropoda, Insecta, Coleoptera, Chrysomelidae. Gene Ontology annotation, cellular component: plasma membrane. Gene Ontology annotation, molecular function: Wnt-protein binding; Wnt receptor activity. Gene Ontology annotation, biological process: canonical Wnt signaling pathway; non-canonical Wnt signaling pathway.